AUGUUACAUACAGCUUUGACCACGGCGUUUUUCAUUUGCCAUGUAUUUGGGCUCCAUGUUUACAUGGGUAACGGCGAUGUUAGGUGUUUUUAUGAGAAUCUCGUCCCGGGAAGUCUAUUGAAGGCUAAAUUUCAGACCGCUAUUGUAAUUGACGAGAUGGACUUUAACCAACAGGUGGAUUUCAAUUUGACGGCCCUAAUCAGCGAGACUUUUGACAAUGAUCACAUAGCCUUGCGCCAACAAGUGGGGCCUGAGGGCGAAACUGUGUUCACUGCCCUUGGAAACGGCGAGCAUCGAAUUUGUCUAAAAUCCGCGAUAUCGGAGCCUCAUGUUAUGCUCAGAGUACAACUCGCUUUUGAAAUCUCCAGACUGCAAUUACCUGAUCUAGACAUCACACAGAAGGCCAAGUCUGCAAGAGAUAGGAUCGAGCGGCUUGUGGCCCGUAUGGAAACGCUACGGAAUGAACAAAGAGCUACAAAAGCUAGGGAGAAGGCAGCCUCUAAACUGAGCGAAUUCGUUCAUUCGCGAGUAUUGUUUUGGUCGCUUUUUCAAGUGCUUGUGUUGAUCACAUCCUGCACCAUCCAGCUUAGAGCGCUGAAGUGUUUUCUCCAACAUCAUCCCUGA
Molecule: messenger RNA, 624 nt
Organism: Lachancea meyersii CBS 8951
Lineage: Eukaryota; Fungi; Ascomycota; Saccharomycetes; Saccharomycetales; Saccharomycetaceae
Source: the annotation of a GenBank genome assembly